GCCCCAUGGCCUCCUGCUCCAGCAUCGACAUCGAGGACGCCACCCAGCACCUGCGGGACAUCCUCAAGCUGGACCGGCCGGGAGGUUCGGUGAAUGAGAACCAGAGACCGUCGAAUUCCUAUAACGGGGACCUGAAUGGGCUGCUGGUGCCUGAUCCCCUUGGGAGUGGAGAUGGACCUGCUUUGGCCAAGCCAGUGCAUCGCAGCAUCUCUCUAGGAGCCCUCCAGGAAAAACAAGUCAUCUGCCUUUCUGGUGACGACAGUUCCACAUGCUUAGUUAUAUCAGCAAAAGAUGUGGAGAUAGUGGCCAGCAGUGAUUCCAGCAUCACCAGUAAGGCCAGAGGAAGUAACAAGGUGAAAAUACAGCCCGUUGCUAGAUAUGACUGGGAGCAGAAAUACUAUUAUGGCAAUCUGAUAGCUGUUUCAAAUUCUUACCUGGCUUAUGCCAUUAGAGCUGCCAGCAAUGGUUCUGCUAUGGUGCGGGUGUUGAGUGUCAGCACUGCUGAGCGGACGUUGCUGAAGGGAUUCACAGGAGGAGUGGCAGACCUGGCCUUUGCUCACCUCAACUCCAACCAGCUGGCCUGCCUGGACGAGGCUGGCAACCUUUUUGUCUGGCGCCUGGCCAUGGAUAAAGAAAAAAUCCAAGAGGAGAUCUUGGUUAACAUCAAGCGACCUGACAAUACCCCACUGAACACCUUCCGAAGAAUCAUCUGGUGCCCUUUCAUCCCGGACGAUAACGAGGAGAGCGGGGAAGAGGGGAGUCAGACAUUGGCAUUGCUGCAUGAGGACAGGGCAGAGGUGUGGGAUUUGGACAUCAUCCGAACCAACAACAGCUCCUGGCCAGUGGAAGUGCCUGAUAUCAAAGAAGGUUUCAUUGUGGUGAAAGGCCACAGCACGUGCCUGAGCGAGGGAGCACUUUCUCCAGAUGGAACUGUGUUGGCCACAGCAAGCCAUGAUGGUUUUGUAAAAUUCUGGCAGAUCUAUAUUGAGGGACAGGAUGAGCCAAGGUGUCUUCAUGAGUGGAAACCCCAUGAUGGUAGACCUCUUUCCUGCCUGCUCUUUUGUGACAACCAUAAAAAGCAAGACCCAGAAGUUCCCUUCUGGAGGUUUCUCAUCACAGGAGCCGAUCAGAACAGAGAACUGAAGAUGUGGUGCACGGUGUCUUGGACCUGUUUGCAGACUGUUCGCUUUUCUUCUGACAUCUUUGGUUCCAUGAGUAUUCUUCCCAGCCUGAAAGUCUGCCUGGACCUCUCGGCUGAAUAUCUGAUACUGAGUGACGUGCAGAGAAAAGUCUUGUAUGUGAUGGAGUUGAUGCAGAACCAAGAGGAGGGCAAAGCUUACUUCAGCUCCAUCUCGGAAUUCCUCCUUACCCACCCAGUGCUGAGCUUUGGCAUCCAGGCCGUGAGCCGCUGCCGGCUACGGCACACCGAGGUGCUCCCAGCAGAAGAGGAAAAUGACAGCUUGAGUGUAGAAGGUGCUCAGGGCUCUGGGGCUGUUGAAUCAGCAGCAGGUGUGCUGAUAAAACUCUUCUGUGUUCACACCAAGGCCCUACAGGAUGUGCAGAUUAGAUUCCAGCCUCUUCAUAGCCCUGACACAAGUGCUUCCAUGCCUUCCCAUGGCUCUCAUGAGGAGUUUGCCUUUCCAGACCAUAUGGCUGAUAUGAGCACAGAGGGGCUGGGAUCUGAAAAGGAGUCUGUGCACGGCUCCCAGCCAGACCUGCGGCGUAUCGCUGAUCUGCCUGUGCCAGCAGACUUCCUUUCUCUCUCCAAUGAUGCCAAACCCAAGCUGAUGACUCCAGAUGCAUUCAUGACACCAAGUACUUCUCUUCAACAGAUCGCUGUCUCUCCAGGCAGCAGUGUCAGUUCCCUGACUGCAGUCACAGCCAUGAGCAGUACUUCUGUCACGGAUGCCUCUUUGCCCAGAGCAUCAGAAGACUUGACUGUCAGCCCCAAGAUGCAGCUGGACACCAGCCUCACGCUGAGCAGCAGCAGCAGCAGCCUCCAGACCAGUCCUAGGAGUCACUCUGUUCUUAUCCCAGGCCUCCCUGACAAGCUGACACCAAAGGCACCUGUUCCAGUUGCACCAGGAAACUCCUCUCUAGCACUGGAACUGCAGGAAGUGGAGCCCUUGGUGGUGCCCCAGGCUUCUCCCACCCGUGAGCGCUCCCCAGAUGUCAUUUCCUCUGCUUCCACAGCCAUGUCCCAGGAUAUCCCAGAGAUUGCUUCUGAGACCUUGCAGCGCAGCUUUGCAGUGGCUCCAGCUGGGCUCCCUGGGGAGGUGCUGGAGCCUGGGCACCAUGCAGACAGUAUGGCCUCAGCUGCCUCAGCCCUGCACUUGCUGUCUCCCAGGAACCGCCACAACUCUGAGCACAGCCACCACUCUUUGGACAUGCCUCCAGUGGAGGUGGACAGACUGAAUGCUCCAUCAUUACUGGAGACUGCUUUAACUCAGGAAAAUGCAUCUUCUGACAGUGUUGUGAGUCAGCCAUGGCCAGCGGCUCCUGACAUAACCCGGGAAACCAGGAACAGCAUGGCAGACAGCCCAAGGGAUGAGGUUGAAGAAAAGCACAAGAGCUCUUCCUACCAUCGACACAGCUACCACCUUCUGCAGCAUGACAGCCAGGAUGCCAGUGCAGAACAAAGUGAUCACGAUGAUGAAGUUGCAAGCUUGGCUUCUACGUCAGGUGGAUUUGGUGCCAAAGCAUCUGCGCAGAGGCUGCCUGUGAAGGACUGGAAAGUCAAGGCAUCCCCCCGGGCUUCCCCAAAGCUAAAGCGGAAGGGCAAGAAAGAUGAUGGGGAUAUGAACCAGUCACCAAGAUCAUUGAACAACCAGGUGACACCAGAGUUCCAGGAUGAGCUGAUGUGCAUCCUGAGGAGCCAGCAGCGGGAACUCUCCGAGCUGCGGCAGAACCAGAUGGAGCUGCUGCAGAGACUCACGGAUCACCUCGAUGCCAUCCAGAGCUCCCUCAUGGGCCACAUGGAGAGAGUGAUCGACUCCCAGCAGGAGCAGGAGCAGAGAAGGCUGGACCGGGUGCUGAUGGAAGGGCAGCAGCGCAGUGGGCAGCUCCAGGAGCACCUUUCCCAGCAGCUCUCCCAGUCCCUGUCCACAGCUGUGUGUAACCGUCUGGAGAGGACCGUUCGGGAGGAGAUGAAGAAAACAGUGCCCCAGUGCAUUUCCAAGAGCAUGGACCCUACUGUCAGCCAGCUCAGUAAUACUAUUGCUGCCAAGCUCACUGCUGUUGAGGGGACACUGAAAGAGAAUAUUACCAAGCUAGUGAAAUCAAAGAACCUUACAGACAGUGUUGUGAGGGCCACAGCUGACACUCUGCAGGGACCCAUCCAGUCAGCCUACAGGGAGGCCUUCCAGAGCGUCGUGCUGCCAGCCUUUGAGAAGAGCUGCCAGUCCAUGUUCCAGCAAAUCAAUGAUACCUUCAAGCAGGGCACACAGGAAUAUAUCCAGCAGCUGGAGGCUCACUUGAAGAACAAGAAGGUACGAGAGCAGGAGGUGCGGGACCCGCUGCUGAACCAGCUUCGGCAGCUCAUCAGCACCUUCCAGAGCACCACGGAGCAGCUGGCAUCCACCAUUGCAGCCAGUGUCCAUGCUGAGGUGCAGCACCAGCUGCACAUCAUCGUGGGCAACAUGCAGGAGUCUAUUUUGGCCCAGGUGCAGAGAGUCAUUAAAGGAGAAGUGAGCCUGGCUAUGAAGGAGCAGCAAGCAGCUGUCACCUCGAGCAUUGUCCAGGCAAUGCGCUCAGCAGCUGGGACACCCAUCCCCUCUACUCACAUGGAUUUCCAGUCCCAACAGACUCACAUCCUUCAACUGCUCCAGCAGGGACACCUCAACCAAGCUUUCCAGCAGGCUCUAACAGCAGCUGAUCUCAACCUGGUUCUAUAUGUCUGUGAAACUGUGGAUACUCAGCAAGUAUUUGGACAGCAUCCAUGCCCACUGUCUCAGCCUGUGCUGCUCUCCCUCAUUCAGCAGCUCUCCUCAGAUCUGGGCACUCGUACAGAACUGAAGUUGACCUACUUGGAGGAUGCAGUGAUGCACCUGGACCAAAGUGACCCCAUCACCCGAGACCACAUGGGGUCAGUCAUGAACCAGGUGCGGCAAAAGCUCUUCCAGUUCCUCCAGGUGGAACCCCACAACCCUCUGAGCAAACCCGCGCGUCGCCUCAUGAUCAUGCUCCAGGGCUUGGUCACCCCUGGCAUGACCUAGGAGGACCUGGCUGCCUGGUGGGCUGCUCCACCAAAGCCCACCCAGCAGAUCCACAGUUACUAACAACGUCUGGCUGGUGUUAAGAGCUCUUGCAAGAAAAUCUAUCAACACGUGUGUGAUGUCUCUAAGGCGAACGCCAUCUGUGUAUAGUUCCAAAUAGUCACUGAACAUUCACUUGGCUUAUUUUUCCUAAAUAGCCUCUUUUUUGAGAAUUAAAUCUCUUCUUCACCUGCCCAUCCGUCCCCAAGGCUGGCUGGCAGCCCAUGCAGCAGAAGCCAAUGGAUUUCUUACCCCCUUAAAAGUUUGGAUCUGCUGUCUUCAGCAGGGGAGCCUGAGCACAGGGGCUGCCAGUGCUCCCUGUUGACCAGAAACCUGUACCCACACCUUAGUGAAGGGCUCCAACUCCUCCUCCCUGGCAGGCUGUAGGCACAGGGGCGAGGCCAGCUGAGUGAGAGGGGUUAGUUAAAAUUCAUUCAUUAGCUAGUUACUCUGAGGUUCGUUAAUUCCAGAUCCACAGUGGAGUGCCCAGCCCACCUGAUCCAGCGAGGCAGGUUUGGGCAGGGGAGUGAUACCUCUUGAGUGCCCCAGGGAGGGGCUCUGGGUCAGGAUGCUGAGGCAGCAGCAAACUGCAAGAGCCCAGGGGUCCACCGGUUCUGUUGUGCUUCAGAGCAUGUCCAUGUUUCAGACAUUAGUUUUGAUUUUACACCGAGGUUUUUCUUUUUAUCUAAAUUUUGAAGUUUUGGGGGGUUUUGUUGUUCGUUUUUUUGUUUUUUUGAAAUAACAUUAAGAACAAUUCAAUAAAAAACUUUUGGAAAAAAAAAAAGUUGAGACCUUCUUCUGUUGUGUGAUGGAAGGGGAAGAUUGAGGGAUCUUUGAGGAUAUCAAACCAUCUCCA
Molecule: messenger RNA, 5109 nt
Organism: Cinclus cinclus
Lineage: Eukaryota; Metazoa; Chordata; Aves; Passeriformes; Cinclidae
Gene: EDC4
Product: enhancer of mRNA decapping 4
Exons: 29
Coding region: 6-4214 (1402 amino acids)
Biological process (GO): deadenylation-independent decapping of nuclear-transcribed mRNA
Cellular component (GO): P-body
Molecular function (GO): protein binding
Source: RefSeq, a predicted model, not a curated record